AUGAUCCGGGUUAUCUGUGGCCUUGACCCGGAUGUGGAACUGAUGCGGGCUGUUACCCGGCAGAGCCGUUGGCGAGAUACACGGCGGCCACGGUAUCUGACCAAGCAGCAGAGGGACCAGAUAGAGGAUCAUCCGGACCUGGAAAGGGCCCGCCGCAAUUUACACAGCGCUCGCGCCCAUUACGAGGAGUCCCAGCAACCGAGCUUACUGAAUCGUAUCCGCCAACGACAGAAAGAAUUGAAGAACACACGACAACGGCUGUUGAGGGCCUUACGGCAUCAAAACCGAGAGAACUUUGAUGAAGAGCAAGCGUUUUUGGAUAUUGAGGCGCAGUUGUCCAAUACCGCAGUAAAGGAUGAAAGCAAGGACGGAGAAUCAUCUUUACAGGAUGAUAUGCACCCACUUCAGUUACUCCUUCUUCAGCGACUUCUCUCGUACCCGACUUCCAAUUCGAUAGAGGAUGAAUAG
Molecule: messenger RNA, 468 nt
Organism: Aspergillus chevalieri
Lineage: Eukaryota; Fungi; Ascomycota; Eurotiomycetes; Eurotiales; Aspergillaceae
Exons: 1
Coding region: 1-468 (155 amino acids)
Source: RefSeq, a predicted model, not a curated record